GUUAUCCCUAAGCGAAUGUCAGAAAAUGUCCCUCUGGUGGCAGCGCAGUGAAGCUAGAAAAACAUCAGAAGGUAGGGCUCUCCGCCCAAUUAUUUCGUGAAUUUGGAAAGAAUGGAGCCCUAUGAGGUUUUAGUGAACCAGCCUGUUGUUAUUGACAACGGCUCGGGAGUUAUAAAAGCAGGAUUUGCUGGUGACCAGACUCCAAAAUGCCACUUUCCAAACUAUAUUGGCAGACCAAAGCAUGUGCGUGUGAUGGCUGGAGCAUUGGAGGGCGACCUUUUUGUUGGUCCAAAGGCUGAGGAACAUCGUGGUCUUUUAUCAAUUAGAUACCCAAUGGAACAUGGCAUAGUAACUGACUGGAAUGACAUGGAACGCAUAUGGCAUUAUAUUUAUAGCAAAGACCAACUUCAAACAUUUGCUGAAGAGCAUCCGGUGUUGUUAACAGAAGCCCCUCUCAAUCCUCGAAAAAAUAGAGAGAAAGCCGCAGAAAUAUUUUUUGAAACAUUCAAUGUUCCUGCCCUUUUUGUCUCCAUGCAAGCUGUUUUAAGUUUGUAUGCAACUGGUAGAACUACUGGUGUGGUUCUAGAUUCUGGAGAUGGAGUAACGCAUGCUGUGCCCAUUUAUGAAGGUUUUGCCAUGCCACAUUCCAUUAUGAGGGUAGAUAUUGCUGGUAGAGAUGUCACACGUUACCUAAAGCUGCUUUUGAGAAAGGAAGGACUUAGUUUAUAUACGACUGCAGAAUUUGAGGUUGUGAAGACUAUAAAAGAACGCAUAUGUUACUUAGCAACAAAUCCACAACGAGAAGAAAGUGUUGACACUGAAAGAUUAUCUUACAGUCUACCUGAUGGAUCAUCUGUAGAGAUCGGUCAAGCAAGAUUCCGAGCGCCUGAAGUUCUUUUCAGACCUGAUCUAAUUGGUGAUGAAAGUCAUGGAAUCCAUGAAGUUUUACUAUAUGCAAUUCACAAAUCAGAUAUGGACCUUAGGAAACUUCUAUUUCAAAAUAUUGUAAUUUCUGGAGGCUCUACGUUAUUCAAGGGUUUUGGUGACCGUUUGUUGUCUGAACUGAAGAAAUCCUCCCCAAAAGAAAUCAAGAUAAGGAUAUCUGCUCCAGCAGAGCGUUUGUAUUCUACGUGGAUUGGAGGAUCUAUCCUUGCAUCAUUAGAUACCUUUAAACGGAUGUGGAUAAGCAAACGUGAAUAUGAAGAAGACGGUGCUAGGGCAGUGCAUCGGAAAACUUUCUAAUUAUUAUGUACUACAGUAGCUUAUAGAGUAAUGUUAUGAUAAGAAUAUUAUCUGUUUAUAUUGUUUAUUAUGGUUAACUAAAUUCUAGGAAAAUUUUAUGAUGGCUAUUUUCAUAAGUUUUUGAGAACUUGGUAAAAUGCUGAGGAAAACAAUUUGUGAUUUUGCAAAUUGGUUCAAGUGAACUAUAU
Macrobrachium nipponense is the source of this 1430-nucleotide messenger RNA. It is a transcript of the gene Arp1, whose product is annotated as beta-centractin. The record is from RefSeq and is a predicted model, not a curated record. The transcript is spliced from 9 exons. Bases 112 to 1242 code for a protein of 376 amino acids. NCBI's taxonomy places the organism in Eukaryota, Metazoa, Arthropoda, Malacostraca, Decapoda, Palaemonidae.